GCGGAGSCGUCGCUGCCCGCACCCGCCAUGGCCGCGCGGCUGCUCCUGCGGGCGGCACGGCCGCUCCUGGCCGGGGCCGGGCGGGGCACUGGGCUCUCCUCUGCACCCUCCACCGUGCCCGGUGCCGCGYUCAGCAGCGGGCCGCCCCCCGAAAAGAAGCGGUGGCUCCGGGCGUACCAGGAGCUGCAGCGGCUGCAGGCACCGCCGCAGCGGCGGUCCGAGCAGCCCAACUGGGAUUACCACGCGGAGAUCCAGGCCUUCAGCCACCGGCUGCAGGAAAACUUCGCUCUGGACCUUCUCAAGACUGCGUUCGUCAAUCCCUGUUACAUCGAAAGCGAAGAGGCGAGGCGCCGCCAGCUGGGGCUGGACAAGGACGCGGUGGCUCUUCAGCUCCAGGACAACACCGGACUUGCGGAGCAAGGGCAGCGCUUCGCCCGCGCUUACCUGGCGCAGUGCUUUGAAGGCGCCUACCCUGAGUUGCCUGCGAAAGGCGUAGAAGCGCUUGUUGAUUUUCUUACCGGUCAGGAACUUGUCUCUUAUGUGGCUCAAAACCUGUCCAUCCAGGACCUGGCGCUUUGCAGGGAUUUUCCUGCCCCACCGGGCGUGCUGCAGAGGACGUUCUUUGCUGUGAUAGGAGCCUUGCUGGAAAGCAGCGGGCCCGAGACAACCGGGAUCUUUGUCAGGGACUUUUUUAUUCCCCAGCUGAUUGGAAAAGACCUGUUUGAGAUCUGGGAAGUUGUAAACCCUAUGGGCUUACUGCUGGAAGAACUGACCAAGAGGAAUAUCUCUGCUCCAGAACCAAGAAUUACCCGGCAAUUGGGAGUCAGCACRGUUUUACCAGUCUACUUUGUUGGGUUGUACUGUGAUAAGAAGAUUAUAGCUGAAGGCCCUGGUGAAACACUGCUGGCUGCAGAGGAGGAGGCUGCACGCGUGGCACUGAGGAAACUCUAUGGAUACACAGAGAACAGGAGACCUUGGGAUUACUCCAAACCYAAACAAGGAUUAACAGCUGAAAAGGCAAUCAGCAGUAAUUAGAUGCUAAAAGACAUUUCUGGUUUAUUUUUAAAAUGAAUGGUUCCCAUGCUGAAUAAUAGUGUAUUUGGAAAAGCAAAAUACAGUUUGUUUUUCUGGUCUUCAGUGCUUGAAACUUCCAAAUCAAAUAUGGUAUUAAAUAAAGUCUUUUCCUUUUGCACAAUG
This is a messenger RNA of Malurus melanocephalus (red-backed fairy wren), 1197 nucleotides long. It is a transcript of the gene MRPL44, whose product is annotated as mitochondrial ribosomal protein L44. Lineage: Eukaryota; Metazoa; Chordata; Aves; Passeriformes; Maluridae. Gene Ontology annotation, cellular component: nucleus. Gene Ontology annotation, molecular function: ribonuclease III activity; double-stranded RNA binding. The coding region runs from base 28 to 1035 and encodes 335 amino acids. The record is from RefSeq and is a predicted model, not a curated record. The transcript has 4 exons. Gene Ontology annotation, biological process: primary miRNA processing; rRNA processing; regulation of gene expression.